Messenger RNA from Macadamia integrifolia, 863 nucleotides. RefSeq names its product cell number regulator 10-like. Lineage: Eukaryota; Viridiplantae; Streptophyta; Magnoliopsida; Proteales; Proteaceae. The record is from RefSeq and is a predicted model, not a curated record. The transcript has 3 exons. The coding region runs from base 97 to 606 and encodes 169 amino acids.
UUCCCAACUCAGUGUAUCCUUUUAUCACAGAUCUCUUAAGUCUCUUUUUUUUCUCUGGUUUAUACUCAGACAGAGUCCUAUAUAUACACCUCCUUCAUGUAUUCAUCUGAGAAAAGUGAUGACCAGAAAUCCACCCCAGCUUCUUCUGCCACUACUGCUCCGGCCACCGGCACUCCUGUGAGUUCAGCACCAGCUCCUUGGUCGUCCGGCCUCUGCGACUGCUUUACCGAUCUUAAGAGCUGUUGUUUAACAUUUUGGUGUCCAUGCGUUGCUUUCGGCCAGAUCUCCGAGAUCGUCGAUGAAGGAUCCUCUUCCUGUGUAUUAAAUGGAGCAAUCUAUGCACUGAUCUUGUACUGUACUGGUGGAUGUCAAUUCUGGUACUCCUGUUGCUACCGAUCCAAGAUGAGGGGGCUAUAUAACCUGGAAGAGGGUCCCUGUGGGGAUUGCUUAGUUCACUUUUGCUGUGAGCCAUGUGCCAUCUGCCAAGAGUAUAGAGAGCUGGAGAGCCGUGGAUUCGAUGUGUGCAUUGGAUGGCAUGCUAAUAUCGCAAAGAAGAACCGUGAACUAGCUAUGCCUCCUGUUGUGCAAGAAGGCAUGACUCGAUAGACUGAACUGAAGAAGAUUCUCUAGUUAUACUGUGUGUUAGUAGGCCUUCGGUUCUAAAAGAUUAUUCUGUUAUGUAAGAUGAGUGUGAAGAAAUUUUACUUCAAAGUGUGUACUAUAUAAUGUACGAAGCAGGUAAUGUGAGGUGACCUUAAGAAUGUUGUUUGUUAUUAAUUAAAGUUGGUAUUUAUCCAUGUAAUUAUGGGAGGUGAUGUUGCCUAUAAUAGCAAAACAAAUCUGAGUGGUCUAUUUUUAUAUUA